CGUGUCUACGCGGCCGCGACCGUUUGGUUUAGAUGCUGCUCGCCGGAUCCGCGUCCUCCGGGAAGCCUGGUGCUGACCACUGUGCCUCUCUUCUUCCUCCGAGUUCCUAUGAUUUACCGCGUGCCUCCCGAUAGUUGAGGAGGUGACAGGAAAACAAUCUGGCAUCAGGGAAGGACCCACGGCAGGAGUGAGGGAAACUGAAGAGAAGUUGGACGUCGCGCGGGCUCCAUAAGUGCCUAUGGAUUAUGGCAGGAAAAGUGAAAUGGGUCACUGACAUCGAGAAGUCGGUGCUGAUAAAUAACUUUGAGAAGAGAGGAUGGGUCCAAGUGACAGAAAACGAGGACUGGAAUUUUUACUGGAUGAGUGUGCAAACCAUCCGAAAUGUUUUUAGUGUCGAAACGGGCUAUCGGCUCUCCGACGAUCAAAUAGUCAACCAUUUUCCGAACCACUACGAACUGACACGGAAGGAUCUGAUGGUGAAGAAUAUUAAAAGAUACAGGAAGGAGCUGGAGAAAGAAGGCAGUCCCCUGGCAGAAAAAGAUGAAAAUGGGAAAUACCUCUAUCUGGACUUUGUUCCGGUCACCUAUAUGCUGCCCGCCGACUACAACCUGUUCGUGGAGGAGUUCAGGAAGAGCCCCUCCAGCACCUGGAUCAUGAAACCUUGCGGCAAAGCCCAGGGAAAGGGCAUCUUUCUGAUCAACAAGCUCUCGCAGAUCAAAAAGUGGUCCCGGGACAGCAAGACAUCUUCGUUCGUGUCCCAGUCCACCAAGGAAGCCUAUGUGAUCUCUCUCUACAUUAACAACCCCCUACUCAUCGGCGGGAGGAAGUUCGACCUGCGCCUGUACGUGCUGGUGUCCACGUACCGCCCGCUGCGCUGCUACAUGUACAAGCUCGGCUUCUGCCGCUUCUGCACCGUCAAGUACACGCCAAGCACCAGCGAGCUGGACAACAUGUUCGUCCACCUCACCAACGUCGCCAUCCAGAAACACGGGGAGGACUACAACCACAUCCAUGGGGGCAAGUGGACAGUGAACAACCUGCGGCUCUACCUGGAGAGCACCCGUGGCAAGGAGGUGACCAGCAAGCUGUUCGACGAGAUCCACUGGAUCAUCGUGCAGUCGCUGAAGGCCGUGGCGGUGAGUUCCAGCAGCGCGAGGGGAGAGGGCCGGGAGCCUGGAGCUGAGAGCGAAGCAGAAAGCACAAAGCCUCCGGUGAUGAACAACGACAAGCACUGCUUCGAGUGCUACGGCUACGACAUCAUCAUAGACGACAAGCUGAAGCCCUGGCUGAUUGAGGUUAAUGCGUCCCCAUCUCUCACCUCCAGCACCGCCAACGAUCGGAUCCUCAAGUACAACCUGAUUAACGACACCCUCAAUAUUGCAGUCCCCAAUGGUGAAAUUCCAGACUGUAAAUGGAACAAGUCACCCCCAAAGGAAGUUCUUGGCAAUUAUGAAAUUCUGUACGACGAAGAGCUGGCGCAGGGUGACGGGGCUGACCGAGAGCUGAGAAGUCGUCCUGGCCAGUCGCUAGGACCCAAAGGGGGCCGAUCGAGAGACUCGGGAAGAACCGUCCUCACAACCUGGAAGUGACCUCCAGCGAGAGCAGAAGACUCCGCCUGGGCCCCUGCCGAAACCUCUCACGCACCCGGGCCCUUGCUGCAGACCUGUUUUGAAAUUUCCCUUUUCUAGAGCUUUUUCCUUUAAGCCCUGUAAAUAAUAAAGGACUUCUUUGGAAGGUGAAGGAGUCUA
Molecule: messenger RNA, 1748 nt
Organism: Equus quagga
Lineage: Eukaryota; Metazoa; Chordata; Mammalia; Perissodactyla; Equidae
Gene: TTLL1
Product: TTL family tubulin polyglutamylase complex subunit L1
Exons: 12
Coding region: 246-1589 (447 amino acids)
Biological process (GO): protein polyglutamylation; microtubule cytoskeleton organization
Cellular component (GO): cilium
Molecular function (GO): tubulin-glutamic acid ligase activity; tubulin binding
Source: RefSeq, a predicted model, not a curated record